UCGAGGCCUUUUGCCUGCAAAUAAUUUCGAUUAUCUGGCUGCAACACGAAAAAGCCAUCUUGACUUUGCACAGCAUGUUGCCUAUCCAUUUAAUCUUAAUGCCAACUAUUUGGAAAUUUUGCUGGAGGACGAUGCACACUUUGCAAAAAUUCUUGAUUAUAACUAUAGACAACUUGGUGGAAAUGAUUCUUUUGUGCCAGCACCUCCGAAUUUAAUGUCUUGCCGCUGCGGUAGAAUCAGUGAUGCCUGUAUCUGCUGCAUUGUUUUAUCUCCUAAUCCUCUUCCUAAUGCCGAUCUGCCAAAAUCGCUGCAUCUGCCCAUCAUUUUGCCUAGCUCUGGGGUCUAUCCAGAAUAUAUUGCAAAAUUUUGCUUCAUUUUUAAUUAUCUAUUGAACAAAGAGAAAAUACGGGUAUCUGGCCUCCUUGAAUCCGUGAAAAAGUCCGAUCCUGUCUUACCAGAUGUUAGUAAACAGAUCAGCAUGCAAUUAAAAAAAUCUCAGGACACUGAUAUAGGCUAUAAUCCGGAACUCACCGAACCCAUAUUGGAGCUUGAUUAUAACGCAAGUCGCAUUUUCAAGGAUUUAGAGCUUGAUCCUCAAUCCAAACCUGCCGUUUGCACUUCCAACUUAUCUCCUAAUGAGAGUGCUGUGCCUACUAAAACGACUCUGGUUUCGCUUUGUGUUCAAUUUUAUGAUGUCAAGUAUAGCAUAAGUGUAGACUCGCCUCAUAAAACUUCUCUUACCGUUUGCUCAAAACUGACCAUUGUUCUGAUGGAAUAUUAUGUUGUGGCUUUUUACAAUGUUGGCUGUUUUCAUAUGCAUCGUGGUGCAGAAGCUGACAUGGAUAAGGCUGUUCGUGUCAACGUAUCCCCACCCGGUGUUGAGCACAAUCCCACUUUUGAAACAUUUAAAAUGAAUUCCUCCAGCAAAUACGGCGUGGCUCAAGGGUUUGCAGCAGUUCCACAAACUGUGCUUGGUCAUGAGUCGCUGGAAGCUCCUAAUCUCGAGAAAUCUAGGGUAGCAUCAGCUGAUAACUCAUCACUAACUUCAAAUCAGAUAUUCAACGAAACGAGACCAUUUAUUGCCCACACACAUCCA
Molecule: messenger RNA, 1096 nt
Organism: Protopolystoma xenopodis
Lineage: Eukaryota; Metazoa; Platyhelminthes; Monogenea; Polystomatidea; Polystomatidae
Source: the annotation of a GenBank genome assembly